GCCACUGAAUAAUGAUAAUAAUGAUCAAGAUGGCUACUACGGAAUCCUCCUUGCGGUAGCUAACCACCAAUUUCAUGGAAGCACUCAAAACUGCGAUUUCCCACAGUUUAAGUCCCUCGUAGGUGACGGGGUCGGUGCCAGGGUCAGUACUAUAUGGAUUAACACGGGCUGGGAGGAGAUAAAAGUCAUUGUGUCGCCUGCUGCACUCAUUCCGAGGAAGCUAGCUAGCAGAGCAGCCAGCUAGCUGUACUUGUCGACCAUCUCCAGGUUUAGAUUUUCAGCCCGCGGCGGCUCAGAGGAGUGCGGCGCUCCCCGUUUUGCGUGCCCGCUCGUCGGACGGAGAGCGUCAAAUGGCAGAGCCGAGGAAAGUGCCGUUCGUCACCAUCUCAUCCUUCAACGCCUCGCCGCCGACCCCGGAGUCCAGCAAGAAACGCCGCCGCGAAGAUGAGGCCGUCGACAUCACUUUUGGGAAAGAUGGAGGUGGAAGUGUCGCGGCGGCAGGGUCAGAAGGAGGCGGAGGAGGUCCGUUUGGGAACGUUACCCCGAAAGGAGGCGAGGGCGAGACCGACGAGGCGAAACCCACCGUGCGCCUCAACCUCCCGCUGACCGAGCCGAAUGAACGAGCGUCCGCGGAGUUCAACUACGGCGAGCUGGUCAACUCAACUCUUUCUCAGGUAAAGCCUGCAGGCUCAACAGUACCUAAAGGACUUGCUCCUCCUUUGGACCCCAAUGACCCCUUUGCUGACGAUGAGAGGGAGAGACGGGAGGUAGAACAGCUGGCCAAGAAAUUUGAGAGCAAAUAUGGUGGGGUCCCAAAGAAGAAGAAAAAGGACAGGAUGCAGGAUCUCAUUGACAUCGGCUACGGCUAUGAUGAGACCGACCCUUUCAUAGACAAUUCAGAGGCUUAUGACGAGCUGGUGCCGGCCUCGCUCACCACAAAACACGGAGGCUUCUACAUCAACACAGGCACUCUGCAGUUCAGAGCAGCGUCCGACUCUGAGGGAGAAAAUGCAGGCACGGAGGAUAAUCACUUCAAGAAGAUGAAAGAUGGCGAGGAGCGGGUGAUAAAGAAACGUCGGAAAAAGCAAGAUGGUGGAAUUCUGGAGGACAAGAAACCCAGAAAAAACAAAGUACCAAAGUCCGGAGUUUCAUCCCUGAAUAUUCAUCGGCCAGAAAAGAAAAAGAGGAAGAAGCUGAUGAAGGACUCGAUCCACCUGGCCAACAUGCUGCGGCGCUUCACCAGGGAGAAGGAGGAGAUGCGCAAGAAGAACAUGGCUGCAGCCGGCCUGCCACGACCCGCCACCAAAGUGCCCAACACCAACAGUGCACUCCUCAACACCCAUUCCAAGGCUGCUGGCAGCAACGACUGCAACAUGUCUGACCUGGCCGCCGACCCCGCUGUGAUGUCGCUGCUGGGCUCGGCCAAUAACGACAUUCUGCAGGACAUGAUGGGUGACCUGGACUUCGGGAUGCUGGACUCUCCUCAGCCCUCUAGUCCAGUGCAGGGAGAGAACGGCUCCUUUGGGAUGGGACAUAAAGCAGGUGCUAGCAGACUGUCACAAGGUAACGUGAUGACCCCUCCUCCUCUGCCCAGUGGACUCCCAGGCCCCCUCGCAAAGCGCAUCGAAGAUCUGAGAGCGGCGUCCCGGCUGUUUGACGAAGAGGGCAGGAAGAAAUUCUUCACAUUGGACAUGAACAACAUCCUACUGGAUAUUGAGCUGCAGGUUCAGGAGCAGCCUGCAGAGGUGCGUUCAGCCGUCUACUCUCACCUGGAGGCCUUCGUGCCCUGCAAUAAAGAAGCCCUGCUCAAACGCCUUAAGAAGCUCAGCCUCAACAUACAGGAUGACCGCCUCCGAACGCCCCUGCUGAAGCUGAAACUGGCAGUGUGCAGUGUGAUGCCGGAGCAGAUUGCUCGAUACAACAUGGACUGUAUCGCUAAAGUGGCAAAGCAGCAGUCUGAGGAGGGAGAAAAGAACGGGUCAGAGGAUGAUGAUGAGGAGAAACCAGGGAAGAGGGUGAUGGGCCCUCGAAAGAAGUUUAUCUGGGAUGACAAACUCAGGUUGCUGCUGUGUAACCUGGUGCGGGUGAAACUGGGCUGCUAUGAGCUGGAGGGCAAGAACACGCUGUCUCUCGAAGACUACCUUAAAGCCUUCAUGGAGACUGAAGUCAAACCUCUCUGGCCUAAAGGCUGGAUGCAGGCCAGGAUGCUGUUCAAAGAGAGCAUCAUGGCUCAUGGUCACCUCACAGGCUACACAGCAAAAAAGAAGAUGGUCUCUACCCCCAAGGCCAAGCCAAAGGAGGCAGUGUGGGUUCAGCGGUCCACACCUUCAGCCACUCCCUCGCCUGCAGCCCAGGUUGCCAAGCGGCCACCUCAGUCACCGUCUGAGCCCAUAUGUCUCGAUUCCCUGGACGAGGAUCUGACCGCUCCCUCCCUGGAUUCUAUCUCCCAGGCCCUGGCCAUCCUCGGCAACGCAGCCAAGGGCCUGGCCCACGGGGACAGCCCCCCGUCCCCAGAUGGACCCAAGACUGCCACCAACCCCUCUUCUCUCCACUCCUCGCCUCUCCUCCAGCAGCAGAAAAAGAGCUCUGUCAGCACUCCCAGCUCCAAUGCACCUCACUACAUCUCUACCUCUUCGUCUUCCUCCACCUCUCUGUCUCGGCCUCCUUCCAUCACGUCCUCUCCUCUGACCUCAGUGAGGAUGGAUGGGAUGGGGGUGAUUAAGGGCACGGUUCAGGCGCACAGACAUUCAGUGUUGACCACUCAGAGACCUUUGAGUGUGGGUGUGGCUAAAGCCAACAUGCCCACCUCAUCGUCGUCACCUAAACCGCGUCCCCCGCCCACUGCGUCUCCGCUCAUGGCCCCAGGAUUAAAGACGGGGGUCUCUGCUCCCCCAUCUGGCCUAAUCAAAGGCAGCAAUAAUAAUAAAGCCACGAGUAGUGACACUCUCAUCUUCACAUCGCCUCAGUCUCGGCCCCUCCCAUCUCCCUCACACAUGACCAUCAAAACCUUCCAGACACCUCGCCUGCCCCAGGCCCCACAGAGUAAGUCCUCCCUCUCUCAAACACUCACGGGAGUUCAGCCCCAGCCCCGGCCUCAGUCUAACUUCAUCACCCCUAUGCACGCUACUCUCACCAAGUCCACCCACAGCAGCAUCCCGCCGAUCGUCAAACUCACUCCCCGCACCCCUAACCCUACCGUAACCACUAUCGCCUCACCCUCCAUCUCUCAAAGCCCCAGGUCUCAGGCAACCCCCUCCAUACACCAGUACUCGCCCAAAACCCCAGCAGGGUUCCGCCCGCAGUUCUCAGGUGCCCAAGGAGGCGCAAUCAAGCCGGGGCAAGGCGGCUACACUCCCCCAGGCAGCCAGAAGACCCCCAACAACAACAGCACCACCAACACCAGCCUUAUUAACACCAUAUCCAUAAGCAAGCAUUCAGGAUCCAGUGCCUCCCCCACAACGGCCUCUGCCAACCCAGGCCAGCGUCAGAGGCCCGGGGGCGGGACACCUCAGGGGGCCAAGCCAGUCGCGUCUGUCCCAUCGUCAUCUGUCUCUUCACAGUUGCCACAGGUCUCCACAGCAGGUAGCGGCAGUCUGCUCGGCUCAGCCUCGACUCUUCCCCUGGGGUUUGGGAUGCUGGGGGGCCUGGUGCCCGUAUCCCUGCCCUUCCAGUUCCCCUCGCUGCUAAACCUGCCUCCACUGGGUACAGCAGGCUCCAGUACAGCAGCCGGCUCUGCAGCCAGUAGCAAUGCAUCAUUCUCUACCCUGACCCAGAAUCUGUAUAAGAGUCUCCAGUCAGGGUCUCAGGUUGCUCUGCCUCCUCACUUGCAGCUCGCUUUCUCAGAUGUCAGUCAGAGCCAGGGGGGAGACGCUAAGAGGAAGACUCUAUGAUACAGCUGGACUUAAACACUCAGCGGAUGCAGUCUUAUGAAAUGACAACAUGUUGGACAAAUCAGGAUCAUGGAACGUGACUUUGGAAGACCGAUGGACAGACCACAUGUGAUAGGGGUCUGAAAUGAGGACCGGGUUACAUACUUACUUGAUCUGCUCAACUUUUCAUGAACAUCAGUUAAAUAUAACUUUUUAAAAUUAUUUGAUAACUUUUGAAAUACUAUUCUUCAUAGAAUUGUUAAAUUAAAUGACAAAUACAGUUUGUCAAUGUUUACAAGAUAGACCUAUAUCACUGUGGACAGGGAGAAGGUAUGAAUGGGAUUUUUAGCUGUGUGAAUGUGCGUGUAUGAGGAUUUGAAUGCGUUUGGUUUGUGGGAUUGAAAGUGUGCCUUUGUAGGUCUCCUCCCUCUUUGAUGCAUGGUCAGUGUAUCUAUUUGGUGCUGUUUUUAUCAUAAUGUAAUUAUCACUGAUACCUGUAAGAAAUGUAAACUGCAAAUUGAAUGAACUGGGUUUUUUGUCAACAAGAGCCGUACACUUUUUCAUUGUUCUUGAAUUCGUUUCUGUAUAGAACUCAAACCUACUUUUAAUUAAAAUCUUUCCCCUUCACAA
Micropterus salmoides (largemouth bass) is the source of this 4499-nucleotide messenger RNA. RefSeq names its product ubinuclein 2b (gene ubn2b). NCBI's taxonomy places the organism in Eukaryota, Metazoa, Chordata, Actinopteri, Centrarchiformes, Centrarchidae. The coding region runs from base 351 to 3890 and encodes 1179 amino acids. The transcript has 17 exons. Gene Ontology annotation, cellular component: nucleus. The record is from RefSeq and is a predicted model, not a curated record.